This is a messenger RNA of Calidris pugnax (ruff), 936 nucleotides long. RefSeq names its product integrator complex subunit 4-like. The coding region runs from base 1 to 465 and encodes 154 amino acids. The record is from RefSeq and is a predicted model, not a curated record. Gene Ontology annotation, biological process: snRNA processing. Gene Ontology annotation, cellular component: integrator complex. NCBI's taxonomy places the organism in Eukaryota, Metazoa, Chordata, Aves, Charadriiformes, Scolopacidae. The transcript has 5 exons.
AUGGAGCUCCACAGAGCUACUGCCAACAUCAUUGAACCCACCGGUGAAUCUGAUAAUCCUCUGAGGUUCACGUCAGGGUUGGUGGUGGCUCUGGAUGUUGAUGCAACACUGGAACACGUGCAGGAUCCCCAAGGAACCGUUAAAGUCCAGGUGUUGUAUCCAGAUGGACAAGCGCAGAUAAUCCAUCCCAAACCAGCUGACUUCCGAAAUCCUGGUCCUGGAAGGCACAGGCUGAUAACACAGGUUUAUCUCUCACACACAGCCUGGACAGAGCCGUGUCAGAUUGAAGUGCGGUUGCUGCUGGCCUACAAUUCCAACAGGAGCAAAGCAGCUGCUAAAAUUCCUAAGUCCAGCUGGAAUGAGAGCUUGGAGGCUUUCCCACAGGCCGAAAACGGCAUCGAGGGGACCAUACCCUUCAGCAAACCCGUCAAAGUUUAUAUCAUGCCCAAACCCGCCCGGCGGUGAGGGCGAAAAGAAAUAGAUCUCUGAGUUCGUUGGGUUACGUGGAAACAACCUUCCAAGAUGCUGAACCAAACCAAAAAAAGUCAGCCAUGGAAAUAAAGCUGCUGAAGAACUUCUGCUCUCCUCUGUUAAGAAGCAGCCACACCAACAUGGGAGUUAAUUCAGCUAAUUAAGAACAGUUUGAAGCAAAUGUAGGCAGUUCUCAGCCACCGUUCCGGGAGCGUUUCAUCGGGUCGUGUCUUCACUUUUUCACUUAUCAAAGGUUUUCUCUUCGAGGCCUCUAGGUUUUCUGCUACGUAUUUACGAAGGUGUUUACUGUGUAAAUGCUUAGGCACAUAAAUCAAUGUUAUUUUUGCAGUAAUCUGAAAUGAAGAUAAGGAAUUCGGGGUUUUUGUCUGUUUUGUUUUUUUUUUUAAUGUGUCAAACUUGUGCAUUGGUACCUAAAUUCUUAGUAAAAAAAUGAAAAUAUUAAAA